AAAUAAACAAACUAGAAAUGAUUGAUGGCGCAAACCCAACGGAAGUUUACAGGACAGAAAGCAGGAAGGACAUGCCCAGUGGCAUAGCAGUGCGUGCGGGCACAGCGGGGAGGAUGGGGAGGGGAGGACUCCACCCCUUCUGGAUCAGCAUUGGGUUCUCAAAAAACCGAAAGAUUAAACCGCAGGUUCCGUUAUGGGUCGACUUGAUGGGAAGGUCAUCGUCCUGACAGCUGCUGCUCAGGGGAUCGGCCGGGCCACUGCCAUAGCUUUUGCAAGAGAAGGUGCCAAAGUCAUAGCCACAGAUAUCAAUGAGUCCAAACUUCAAGAACUGGAAAAGUACCCGGGUAUUCAGACUCGAGUCCUGGAUGUCACAAAAAAAAAACAAAUUGAUGAGUUUGUCAAUGAAAUUGAGAGAGUUGACAUUCUCUUUAAUGUUGCUGGUUUUGUUCAUCAUGGAACCAUCCUGGACUGUGAGGAGAAAGACUGGGACUUCUCAAUGAAUCUUAACGUCCGCAGCAUGUACCUGAUGAUCAAGGCCUUUCUUCCUAAAGUAAGUGCUUCACGAGUAUCAGUGAGGAACGUAGGUGUGAGGCACAGUGGAGCUGAAAUUUACACUUAUGCUUGCUCACAAAUCGGGCAAUAUUAUCAACAUGUCCUCUGUGGCUUCCAGCAUCAAAGUCACCAUAUGUUGCCCGCAGCCGCAAAGGGCAAGGAAUGACAGGCACCGCCAAGGCUAUUUGGUUGUUUCAGCAAUCAAAGGUUUUGGAUAAAGGGAAACAGAACAAGGAGUGGGCAUAAGGGAGAACAACAAAUCGGUACUUACAACAUCCACACCACAAUCAGCUGGGGAAGUCCCAACAGUUUGUACGGCGGGUGGGAGUGCCGAUUGUCCGGGUCUGAGGCAAGGUGUCCUUUCCUCAGUGAGACUCCCAACUGUUCUAUGCCUGUGACUCCCUUUUACCCUAAGGUUUCUCUGGGUUCUGACUCAGGGUUUUAGACAUUUGGAUAUUUUGAGUUAUUUCUUCUUGUUCCCACAGAUGGGGUGCUUCUAUCUUUUUCGUUCCCAUGGAUAGGAUGUUUCUAAAGUCCUGUCAGGUGCCCGUCAGGGUGGCCAGCCCAGACAAGGAACAUGACACAGGACUCAUUCUUUGUAACUUGUGCCUUAGAGUCAGGGCCGAAGUGGCCCUGAGCCCAGACACAUUCCUUUGUGUAGGGCCCAGGCCCAGUAUCCUUGGAAGGUGGGGAGGUCAAUGAACUCUGUGCACCUUAUAAAUGGUGCCUCUUCACCCCUUGUGCCCACACCCUAACCCCCUUCCCCCUGGUAACCACUAAACUGUUUUCUUUGUCCAUGUGUUAGUUUUUCUUCCACAUAUGAGUGAAAUCAUAUG
Molecule: messenger RNA, 1388 nt
Organism: Equus quagga
Lineage: Eukaryota; Metazoa; Chordata; Mammalia; Perissodactyla; Equidae
Product: 3-hydroxybutyrate dehydrogenase type 2
Exons: 8
Coding region: 194-718 (174 amino acids)
Biological process (GO): siderophore biosynthetic process
Cellular component (GO): cytoplasm
Molecular function (GO): 2,3-dihydro-2,3-dihydroxybenzoate dehydrogenase activity; 3-hydroxybutyrate dehydrogenase activity
Source: RefSeq, a predicted model, not a curated record